AUGGUGUUCUUGAGGAUAAAUAAGCAAGCUUACUAUAAGACCAUUUUGGGAGGUUGUGCUUCAAUUGGAGUGAUGGCAAUUAUGAUGACUAUUUUCAUCACAAAUUUUAUUACCUUUAUAUAGAAAGAAUAGUUAAAAGUAAUUACAAUUUCAGAGUACGAUGAUAAAGUUGAUCAGAUAGCUUUCAAUAACUCUAACUUCUUAUUCGCUGUUUAGAUUGAAUAAGAUAAUUUUAUUGAAAACCCGUAUUUUAAUAUAACUUUGAAUUAAAAGUAGCCUAUAAUUAUAAUCAUAGAGUUUAUUCUCGAAGUUAAUAAGGAGAUCUUUAAAAGAGGACUGAAUCAAUAGAAUUAGUUCCAUGUACACUGGAUCGUUUUAAUUAAAUUUUUGCUGAAAACAAUGUCAAUUUCCAUUAAUAAUUUUAAUAACUUGAAUUAUAGAAUUUUCUCUGCCCAUCGUAUUGAUAUUAUUGUU
This is a messenger RNA of Paramecium octaurelia, 474 nucleotides long. Lineage: Eukaryota; Ciliophora; Oligohymenophorea; Peniculida; Parameciidae. The record is from the annotation of a GenBank genome assembly.